This is a messenger RNA of Arabidopsis lyrata subsp. lyrata, 798 nucleotides long. Its product is annotated as dynein light chain 1, cytoplasmic. Gene Ontology annotation, molecular function: dynein intermediate chain binding; dynein light intermediate chain binding. The transcript has 2 exons. Gene Ontology annotation, cellular component: dynein complex. The record is from RefSeq and is a predicted model, not a curated record. The coding region runs from base 213 to 602 and encodes 129 amino acids. Gene Ontology annotation, biological process: microtubule-based process. NCBI's taxonomy places the organism in Eukaryota, Viridiplantae, Streptophyta, Magnoliopsida, Brassicales, Brassicaceae.
UCGGCUGCUUUCCGCUUACCACAAGAACAAGAACGCUAUUUUGUCUCCUCCACGCAAUUACCUCUUCUUCUCUCAGACAUUUCGUCAAACAGAUGGUGCUCGUUCUGAAACAGCUUACGAACUAACAAGGAGACAGACACUAAGCUUGGUUAUCUCCGAUUAGAAGGGGGAAAAAGCGAAAACGAGGGCUUGAGACGAGUGAUGUGAUAGAGAUGGAAGGAGUUGAGCUAGAACUAGAGAGAAGAAGCAAGUUCUUGAACAGUUUGAUACAGAAGAAGAAGGCUAAAGAACAGCAAGAUCAGAAAGAUGAGUUCAAUGUUCGAGUUAGGGCUUCAGAUAUGCCUUUGGUUCAACAGAACAGAGCCUUUAGUUUGUCGCGUGAGAUUUUGAAUGCUACUCCUGGGAAAGCUGACAACAAAAGACUCGCUCUUACCCUAAAAAAGGACUUUGAUUCAGCCUACGGCCCGGCAUGGCACUGCAUCGUCGGGACAAGCUUUGGUUCAUACGUGACUCAUUCCAUUGGAGGAUUCAUAUACUUUCAAAUCGACAAGGUUUACGUUCUUCUCUUCAAAACCGCCGUGGAGCCGUUAGAUCAAAAAUGAGAAAAACUAUCACAUUAAAGCAUCUUCAAUUAAUCAUUCCCUUCUAGAAUUCUCUGCCUUGUAUCCACCACACUCUUAUGUAAUUCCUGAGUUCACCGUGUUAAUCUGCCUAAGUCAAAAUCUUUGUUGCUCCUAUUUUGUAAUUAGAAGUGAUCUUGUUUCAACUUCACAAUGCAAAAUAUUCUUCUUUUCUUCU